Molecule: messenger RNA, 666 nt
Organism: Fusarium sp. VM40
Lineage: Eukaryota; Fungi; Ascomycota; Sordariomycetes; Hypocreales; Nectriaceae
Source: the annotation of a GenBank genome assembly
AUGGCCUCUACCGACGACGAUGCUCGCAGAAACCGCAUUCUGUCACACAUGAACAAGGAGCACACUAGAGAAAUCUCCUAUUACCUCCGCCACUACACCCGCCUCUCUGCCUCUGCUGCCUCCUCCCCCACCCUCAAGGAUAUUAAUCUCAAUGGAAUGACAAUCAAGUCUCAUGACGGAAAAGAGCAUUAUGUCCCCUUUACGCCUCCCCUCUCCACCUGGGCUGAGGUGAAGGAGCGCAUCGUCGCGAUGGCCAACACAGCCCGCGAGUCACUUGGCCUCAGCGAUGUCAUCGUCACCGCCUACACGCCCCCAGAGGGAUUCGGCAUCUUCGUCACAGGCGCUGUUCUGUUUUACUUCUUCUGCGCCGCAGCACUCCCGUGGGUCCAGCCCGGCACCCGCAUCUGGGAGCUCUUGAACAAUGGGUUCCCAGGAGGGGCGACUUUCUUCCACUGGCUCGUCAACGCCAUCUUCUGGCCUGUGAUUGCAAUCCACACUGUUGAGUGUUUCUUUUUCGAUAGGAAGCUACAGAGGCAUAGCGUUGAGCGAUUCUCUCGACAGUGGUUGCUUUGGCUUGCCAAUUGUUUCUUUGAGGGAUUCCCGGCUUUCCAGCGUCUGGACGGCAUUGUGGCCCGGAAGCAGGACAAGAGUGGCAAGACGCAGUAA